Messenger RNA from Panthera uncia (snow leopard), 1781 nucleotides. RefSeq names its product F-actin-monooxygenase MICAL2-like. The record is from RefSeq and is a predicted model, not a curated record. NCBI's taxonomy places the organism in Eukaryota, Metazoa, Chordata, Mammalia, Carnivora, Felidae. The transcript has 3 exons. The coding region runs from base 1 to 654 and encodes 217 amino acids.
AUGAGCUUGAUGUGUCUGCUAGACAUCUACAUGGAGGUGCCAAUCCUGCUGCCCUGCCUACCCCCUGCCCCCAGCAGGCUUCCCAAGCUUCUGGACGGGGGAGCAGGUACCCUGCAGGGCCUGUUUAUUCACACCAUCUCUCUAGACCCUCUUCUCCUCCCAGCAGAUGAGCCAACCUCCCCCAAGAAGCCCAAGAGUGUUCUGGAGCCAGAGCCCAGUGAUGUGGAAGGUGGAGCCAUCUCUCUCCUGCCUUCUGAGUGGACCUCAGUGAGGAUCAGCCCUGGGGAGGACGUAGUUGGACAAGACAUGAUGGCUGUGUGUGUGCUGGUCAACAGUGAUGACAGCAGCUCUGAGGCAGAGCCAGACUGCAGUGGCAGCGAGGCCUCCAGUGCAGAGCCCCGUGAGGAAAGACCCCGGCGGCCAGAGCCCCCACCCCUACCGCAGCCCCUCACCAGGCACAGCUCCCUGAGGGAGGCCCCGACCAGAGAAGUCUCUCCACACUGCCCUGAGGAGCCCCAAGCUGUGCAAGGUGAGCGGACAGCCUGCCUGGAUGGGAGCCAGGCUUGCUUGAUCCUGGGGCACAGGGAGGGAGCGGAGACACCCCCCCCCCCCCGCCCGGCAACUGUUUCCUCACGGAGAAUGAGGGGCCAGUAGGCCCAGCCCUCAGGCUCAGAGGCAGUGAGGCCAGGGUAUAUGUGGGGGUGAGGGGACUGGACCCAGGCCCAGCCUCUUGCUCCAUAAGAAGCUUUGGAAUCUCAAGUGGGGUGUAUGGCAGAGGGGCCUGACUGACUGGCUGCGGUGUGUCCCGGGCUGGCAGAGAUAAGGGGGGCCCCGGCACCCUCUCGCCUAGAGCAGUCUCCUCUUUGAUAUCUCUUUAGAGCAUUCCAUAGCCCCGCUAGAGAAAGAUGUGGCUCAGUGCAUGGACCACAGCCAUCUGGGUGGCACAGCUUCCCUGGGGGCCCCUGGGGACAGCACAGGGCCAUCAGCCGUGCUUGGGACACGUGGCACGCACUAAAACUUGACCUGCGCAGGAAUAAAUACACUCUCACUAAGUACCAGUUUGGUUUUCCCAAACAUGGCCCCAUGGCAUCCUCAGGACAACCCCGCUGGGGUCGGUAAGCUCACCAUUUUACCUGUGAGCAAACACACUGUGUUUUCCCUAGGUCUCACGGCUGGUAAUCGGUGUGGCUCCGUGCUGGGGCCCUCCGCACCCUAAAAAGUCGUUGCCUUUAGCAGCCCAGCUUGUGUUAAUAAAGGUGGCCUUGAAUUGAAUGUUUUGAUUCAGUCAACAGUAACUUGUGACCUCGGGGCUGGGAAGAAGCAGGCUCACUGAAACUUCCCACCUGAGGCACCAACAGCUUCACUGCCCUGGGAGAGCGGGUACUCAGCUUGUCCUGCACACCCCUCUGGUGGCCGAGAGCAGAACUUCCGCCUGAACCGAGAAACAAUCUCCCAAGGCUUGGUUUCACGGGAAAACCCGAGCGGGGCCGGCCUCCUGGAAGUUCUGGAUUUACCCUCCCCUGUGAGCCUUUUUAAAAAAGGGCACAUUGGGGCGCCUGGGUGGCUCAGUGGGUUAAGUGUCCAACUUCAGCUCAGGUCGUGAUCUCACAGUUUGUGAGUUCAAGCCCUGCGUCUGACUCCGGGCUGACAGCUCAGAACCUGGAGCCUGCUUCAGAUUCUGUGUCUCCUUCUCUCUCUCUGCCCCUCCCCCACUUAUGCUCUGUUUCUCUCUCUCUCUCCCUCUCCCUCUCCCUCUCCCUCUCCCUCUCCCUCUCCCUCUC